Mesorhabditis belari is the source of this 633-nucleotide messenger RNA. Lineage: Eukaryota; Metazoa; Nematoda; Chromadorea; Rhabditida; Rhabditidae. The record is from the annotation of a GenBank genome assembly.
AUGGAACAAUCAAAACUGCCUACUUUUCUAUUACCUGGCUAUGAUUUGAACGAUUCCAAAUCCCCGGAUCGCUGGAGUCUUGACAGUGGCUUUACCGCCUCGUCCUCAACCCUUGCCUCACUUCCAAAAUGUCGGACAACAGUCGCGAGAUUGGUAGGAAAAGAUGGCCAAGUGAUGCCCAGUCCGCAAAAAUUGCCACAGAAAUUGCAAAUUUUCUUCAGAAAUUGGUUCCUCUUGGCAAUCGAGCGAAAAUGGAAAACGAUUUUACUCAUUUUCUUUACGGCUUUCUUCGUCUCUUGGUCGAUUUUUGCUUUUCUUUAUUUUUUGAUCUCCGAAUGGGGUAGACCAAAACAGUGCAUCUCAAAUCAUGGACACCGUGAAUUGAUCGGCAUCAAGGAUAUGAAUGUCGGCUACGAUCAUGGAUGGGAUCGAGUGUUGCUCUUGUGGCCAGUGAUCAUUCGACAUAUCAUCGAUGAACAAAGCCCACUUUUUGGAGUCACCAAAGAAACUUUAGGGAGUUUGGAGUUCGAAAUUAUUGUGACAGUUGAGGGAAAUGUGGAGUCAACAGGCAUGACUUUUCAGCGAAGAACCUCAUUUCGACCGGAUGAGAUCAAAUGGGGAUACAGGUAUCCC